AUGGACUCAUCGAGCGCAGCUGCCGACCACGACGAUCCACCGGCAGAUAACGACGGCGACUCGACGGUCCUCGACCUGACGGGCUGUCAGCUGCGCGAUCUUGGCUCGGUCGAGCUACCGCCUAUUCUGACGGAGCUGGACCUGACGGCAAACCGGUUGACGGCGUUAGACCUCCGUAUUUCACAGCUCUCCAAUCUCAAGAAGCUCUCUCUGCGUCAGAACCUCCUCAACGAUGGAGGUGUCCUCCCUCUGUCCACGUGGCAUUCUAUCUCCGCUCUCCAGGAGCUAGUGUUGAGGGAUAAUCAGUUGAAGAAUAUUCCAGAUGUUACCAUAUUCGCAAUGCUCCUGGUCUUUGAUGUCUCAUUUAAUGAGAUCUCCUCACUUAGUGGGCUCUCCAAGGUGGCAAACACUCUUAAAGAGCUAUAUGUGUCAAAAAAUGAAGUGGCAAAGAUAGAAGAGAUUGAGCACUUGUGUGAGCUGCAGAUUCUCGAGCUUGGAUCGAACAAAUUACGGGUGAUGGAGAAUCUGCAAAAUUUAUCAUCCUUGCAAGAACUGUGGCUCGGGCGCAACCGUAUCCGAGCCAUUAACCUUUGUGGGUUAAAAGGUAUUAAGAAGCUCAGCCUUCAAAGCAACCGAUUGACUUCAAUUGCUGGAGUUGAGGAAUGUGUUGCACUAGAAGAAUUGUACUUGAGCCAUAAUGGAAUUGCGAAAAUGGAAGGCCUAUCUGCUUUAGUCAACCUACGAGUCCUGGAUGUGGCAUCUAAUAAGCUCACAGAAAUAAAUGACAUCGAGAGCUUGACAAAAUUAGAAGAUCUUUGGCUUAAUGACAACCAAAUAACAUCACUGGACAACAUAGCUGAAGCUGUUGCUGGUUCCAGGAACAGUCUCACUACCAUUUACCUCGAGCGCAAUCCAUGUGCAAAUUCUCCAAGCUAUAUAUCUACUUUGAAACAAAUAUUCCCCAACAUUCAGCAAAUUGAUUCUGAAAUCUUUUCAUAG
This is a messenger RNA of Striga hermonthica, 999 nucleotides long. The record is from the annotation of a GenBank genome assembly. Lineage: Eukaryota; Viridiplantae; Streptophyta; Magnoliopsida; Lamiales; Orobanchaceae.